Messenger RNA from Rotaria sordida, 1296 nucleotides. Lineage: Eukaryota; Metazoa; Rotifera; Eurotatoria; Philodinida; Philodinidae. The record is from the annotation of a GenBank genome assembly.
AUGAAUAAUUUUACGCAUCACCACGGAGAUACUGCAUGGGUUAUGACAUCUACUGGUUUAGUAUAUAUGAUGACGCCUGCUUUAGCUUGUUUUUAUGGUGGUUUAGUUGAAAAUAGAAAUUUUCUUAAUCAGUUAUUUUUAUCAUUUGUUUGUAUGGCUAUUAUUCCUAUGCAAUGGUGUUUAUUUGGUUAUUCAUUUACUUUUGGUCCUGGAAAUUCAGUAUUUGGUUCAUUUGAAUAUGCUAUAGGGCUUAAAACAGGUCUUAUUACUUUAUAUGGUGAAAAUACUGACGAUUUUAAUCCAAUAGAAAUACCAUCAUUAGCAUUUAGUGCUUUUCAAAGUUCAUUUGCAGUAAUUACACCAGCUUUAAUUAGUGGUGCUGUUCAAGAUGGAUUUUUUUCUAAUCAAGGUUGGCUUCAUCGAAUGGGUGUUAUGGAUUUUGCUGGAGGUUUAGUUGUUCAUGUAUCAAGUGGAGUAUCAGGAUUAGUUGCUGCGUUGAUAUUGGGAUCUCGUGCUUACUUUGAUCCAGAUGUAGUCAAUGCUGGUCAGAGUAAUCUUUCAUAUACUGUUAUAGGUACUGGCCUCCUUUGGGUUGGGUGGAUGGGGUUUAAUGGAGGAUCAGCACUUGCUGCAACUGGUAUUGCUGCUUUAGCUAUUGUAAAUACUAAUAUAGCUGCAGGAUCAAGUAUGAUUAUUUGGAUUAUUCUCGAUAUUACACGUAGUAAAUCGAGAGGUCAAAAUAAUAUUAAUAUAUCUAUUCCUGGUGUUUGUUCAGCAGCUGUUGUUGGACUUGUUGUAAUAACACCAUGUGCUGGUUAUAUUCAACCAGUUUAUGCGCUUUUAGUUGGUUUAAUUGGUGGUUUUGUAAUCUAUUUGUUUUUAGCUGGAAAAAAACGUUUUUUUCAUAUUGAUGAUACUCUCGAUGUAUUUAGUUGUCAUGGUUUAGGUGGUUUUAUAGGAACUAUAAUGACUGGAUUAUUUUGUCAAACUGAUGUUAACAGUGGUGGUAACAAUGGUGCCUUCUAUGGUAAUCCUAUUCAAUUAGGAUAUCAAAUGUUUGGAAUAUUAAUAAUUACAGUGUAUUCAAUUGCAUGUACGACAGCAAUUUUAUUACCAAUGCAUUUUACAAUUGGUAUACGUAUAAGUCGAUUAGAGCAAGUUCGUGGUUUAGAUAAUGUUGCACAUGGAAUUAUUGAGAUAGAAAAACCACAAAAAAAUCCUCAAGUAAAAUUAGUGUCGAUGAAACAAAAACUAAAUCAUACUAAUGUAUCAUCGAUAGUUCCUAUUGAAAAAUAA